Molecule: messenger RNA, 5297 nt
Organism: Bactrocera dorsalis (oriental fruit fly)
Lineage: Eukaryota; Metazoa; Arthropoda; Insecta; Diptera; Tephritidae
Gene: TTLL15
Product: probable tubulin polyglutamylase ttll-15
Exons: 2
Coding region: 1-3321 (1106 amino acids)
Biological process (GO): protein modification process; DNA integration
Molecular function (GO): nucleic acid binding
Source: RefSeq, a predicted model, not a curated record
AUGAUUGGUACCCUGGAAGUUAAUCACACCUUCAUCGUAGCAGAAAUCACGGAUGAAAUUAUAAUGGGAGUAGAUUUCAUGAUUGAUCACGGGGUUACUUUGGAUUUAAACAAGCAAAUGCUGUUUUGCCAGAACAUGGAGAUGCCUAUAAACACCGGAUAUGUGACCAACGUUGAAAGUAAGAGGGUGAUUGUUGAUGAUAAUCAGAGUAUUCCACCAAAAUCUGAGGCGAUUGUAUGGGCUAAAGUGAAUGGAGGAGGUGGGACUGAAGAGUUGUGGAUUGUGGAACCAACAAAAAUAGAUACACCCAUAUUGGUAGGAAGAACGCUUGUGAAAACUAGAGAAGACGCCACCAUUCCGGUCAGAGUAGUGAAUGAAUUCAACACGCCUAUAAGGCUGAAGAAAGGAGCAGUAAUUGGACAGUGCCAGAAUAUAAGUGCAAUAGCACGAUGCGAACGGUCAGAACAGAAGCCUACUAUUGAGCCACAGCAGAUAAGUCCUACAUUCCUAAAUAAUUUACUGAACGAACUGCAUGGAAAUGAAAAAUUAAAAGCAGAAAAACUAUUAGAAAAAUACGCAUCCAUAUUUGCAAACGAAGGAAACACAGGAAGAACCGGCAUUGUCAAACAUCGCAUAAAUACUGGAGACGCUAAACCAAUCCGACAAGCUCCGCGUAGGGUUCCACUAGCAAAACGUGAGGAUGCUAACAAAAUUAUUGAAGACAUGCACAAAAACGGUGUAAUCGAACCUUCAAUAAGUCCAUGGAGCUCACCUAUCGUCUUAGUUAAAAAGAAAGAUGGUAGCACCCGUUUCUGCGUAGAUUAUAGGAAGUUGAAUGAUGUCACAAAGAAAGACAGUUAUCCUCUACCAAGAAUCGACGAUACCCUAGACACCUUGUCUGGAGCGAAAUGGUUUUCUACAUUAGAUCUACAAAGUGGAUAUUGGCAAGUCGAGAUUGAUGAACGUGACCGUGAAAAGACCGCUUUCAGUAUGGGCGACGGGCUAUGGGAAUUCUCUGUGAUGCCAUUUGGGUUAUGUAAUGCGCCUGCAACGUUCGAGCGACUGAUGGAACAUGUGUUAAAAGGACUCAACUGGAAGACAUGUUUGGUGUAUCUUGAUGACAUUAUUAUCAUGGGAAAAAGUUUUGAUGAUCAUCUGAAAAAUCUAGAGGAAGUCUUUCUGCGAAUAGCAUCAGCCGGAUUACGCUUGAAUCCCAAAAAGUGUUCAUUAUGGAAGAAGCAGGUCACAUAUCUCGGACAUAAAGUGUCAACUGAGGGGAUUCACACCGAGGAGGGAAAAAUAAAAGCAGUUAAAGAUUGGCCUCAACCCACCAACAUACAUGAACUCCGCAGCUUCCUCGGCUUAUGCACGUAUUACCGCCGUUUUGUACCUGGAUUUGCGAACGUGGCUAGAAGUUUACAUGAUUUAACAAAGAAGAAUCGCCCGUUUGUAUGGCAGUUGGAACAAGAAAAAGCGUUUGAGCAGCUUAAAGAACUACUUUGUACGGCGCCGAUGUUGGCUUAUCCAAUACCUGGAAAGAAAUUCAUCCUGGAUACAGAUGCGAGCGCUUAUGGAAUUGGAGGUGUCCUGUCUCAGCUCAUCGACGGGCAAGAAAGAGUAAUUGGGUAUUACAGCAGAGUGCUCGGGAAACCAGAGAAAAACUACUGUGUGACGCGAAAAGAACUACUAGCUGUGGUGGAAUGUGUAAAACAUUUCCACAAGUAUUUGUAUGGACAACGAUUCUUGCUGAGGACUGAUCAUGCAGCAUUAAAAUGGUUAUUACAGUUUAAGAAUCCGGAAGGCCAAAUUGCACGAUGGAUCGAAAGAUUACAGAAUUACGACUUCGAAACGGAACAUCGAAAGGGGAUUCACCACAAAAAUGCGGAUGCAUUAUCACGUCGCCCUUGUCCACUGGAAUGUAAACAUUGCUCUAAAUCAGAAGGAAAAGAAGGUAUAAUCGACGUGCGAUUACUGAAUAUAGAACCUGAAGAUGAUUGGACUCCUCACCGCAUCAGAAUCAAUCAGCUGGAGGACCCUGAUCUUGCGAAGCUGGUAAUGGCCAAAGAAAAUGGGGUACGACCACCAAAGGAACAAAUAAGUAGCGAGAGUCCAACUGCAAAAGCAUAUUGGGCCCAAUGGAACAGCAUAAACCUCGUUAAUGGAUACCUUCAUCGUACCUGGGAAAGCGAAGAUGGCAAACAUUCUCGUCUGCUGAUCAUAGUACCGAAGUCCAUGAUCCCGAAAGUAUUGAAAGAAUAUCACAAUGGACCUAGUGGAGGGCACCUUGGAAUUACAAAAACUAUAGAGAAGAUUAAACAACGGUUCUACUGGAUCGGCUGUCGAGAUUCCAUAGCAGAAUGGAUAAGUAAUUGCGUAGAGUGCAUGGCAGCUAAAGGUCCUAAAGCCAAAAGUCGCGGUAGGCUACAACAGUACAACGUGGGAUCACCAUUUGAACGAGUCGCAAUGGAUGUUGCAGGUCCGUUUCCAACCAGUACGGCCGGAAACAAAUAUCUACUGGUUGUCAUGGACUAUUUCAGUAAAUGGCCAGAAGUAUAUGCCUUACCAAACCAAGAAGCGAAGACAGUAGCCGAAGCGUUUGUAGAAAAUUGGAUAACAAGGUUCGGAGUGCCCGUCGAAUUACACUCAGAUCAAGGCAGGAAUUUCGAAUCUUCCAUUUUCCAAGAAGUCUGUACAUUAUUAGGCAUCCACAAGACACGGACAACAGCGUUACAUCCACAAUCAGAUGGAAUGGUGGAGAGAUUCAACCGAACGCUCGAAGAACAUCUGCGGAAAAUCGUUGAUAAAGAUCAACGGAAUUGGGACAAGUGCAUCCAGAUGUUCCUGCUGGCGUAUCGUUCAGCGAAGCACGAGACAACUGGUUACACGCCAGCAAAGAUUAUUUUCGGAUCUGAUCUGCGACUCCCUGCUGAUCUUAGGUUUGGAACGAAUCCUACAGCUGUAAGAAAUGAUGGAGAUUAUUGUUCUGCCUUAAAGGAAGAAAUGAAUGAAUUGCAUCUAAUGGUAAGACAGCAUACGCAUCUGAUGAGCAAUAAGAUGAAGGACCGGUUCGAUCAAGCGGCAAAUUCAAAAGGUUUUGAAGAAGGUGAUCUGGUCCUGUUGUACAAUCCACUUCGAAAGAAAGGCUUGUCCCCGAAACUGCAGGCAGCCUGGGAAGGACCCUAUAUGGUGAUGAAACGACUGAAUGACGUGGUAUACCGCAUACAAAGAAAUGGAAAAGCACGAUGUAAAAUGAAAGUAGUACAUUUGGAGAGGCUCGCCCCAUUUGGUUCAAGAGGAUUUGUGCCUAAUCGGGACGAUUAGGCUUUAGUGGAGGGCAGUGUUACAAAAAGUAGUAUUAAGUUGUAUUUGUAUUACUAUAUGCAUCCCUGAUUAUGAACAAUAGCUGUAGGUAUAUGGAAUAGCAUUUGUCUUGUUGUAGACAUCUGGCGCCACACUGUCUGCUCGUCUAGUUAAACAAUUGCUGAGUCUGGCGCCGCGACUGUCUGCUUGCGUCUGGCGCCGUAUAGCCGUAUGUUCUGGUAAUUUCCAGACGCGAUAUUCUAGAAGGACACGUCGGCAUCAGCGAGAAGUGCGUGGCUAUAGCCGUAUGUUCUGGUAAUUUCCAGACGCGAUAUUCUAGAAGGACACGUCGCCAUCAGCGAGAAGUGCGUGGCUAUAUAAGCCGUGGCAGCGCCAACGUAAUCAAUCAGUGCUAAGAGUAAACUGCUAUAGUGUAGACGAGUUGUGAAAUAAAGAGUUGUUGAAUUAAAUUAAACAGUGUUGAUUUUAUUUGUCAAUCCAGAGAUACGAACCUAACAAAGUAAACUAGCAAGAGUAAAUUCGUAACAGUAUUAAUUGUGUUGUUACGUAAGUUCAACCUUACUUCUGCUUGUGUUAACCAGUCGAAUUCUAUAAUUGCAUCAAAUGAGUUAAGUUUAAGGAGAUUUGGCCACAAAUUUUCAUAAGGCACUUACUAGAUACUUUGCUCGAACUGUGUAUCGAGUUUACGGUGAAAAGGUUUUCGAUGGGAAUUACUUAGAGCCUGUAGGCUUAAGGGGUUAGGGGUAGUCAGAGGCACGAAAAAUGAGAAUUUUCAGUAUUUUUUUUUUCUGCUAUUAAAUAAUGUUAUUUUACAAAAGUAGUAAUGUGGCAUUAUUAUAAAAUGUGUUGACUUGAAGUCACCAAAAUUUCAAAAAAAAAUGUUUGUGUUGACCCAGUUCCAGAAAAAGGUAGUUGCGGUGAUAACCAUUGAACCUUGGAGAGUCAUUCAAAAUCAAUCGGAGAAAAAAAAAUAGUUUUAUAAAUAUUUAGAUAAUCCUGGGCCUGAUCUAAGGAUUUUAUUUUUUUUUUCAAAAAUUAACAAAAUGGCAGCCCCAGGAAAUUUUUUUUCUAAAUUUUUGGGAAAAAAUUAACAGUUAAUUUGUCCUUAAAAAUCGACAUUUAAAAAAAAAAUCCUUCUAUCAGGCCCGAGUUUAUUAUGUAUUCUAAGGGCCGUUUUCUUAUGUAAGCAAUAAAGCUCCCUUUACUAACUGGGAGGAUAAAUUGUUCCUCACUUAAAAGCGCGAUUUAAGUUAUUUCGUUUUCUCAUCUUGCCUGUAAAAAUAUAUUUGUUAUUUCGAAAUUAUGGCAAGGCCAAAAUUAAAAUCCAACAAUUGCCUAUAAAAUUGGCAUGUUGGCAAUGUCAUGCAAGCAAAACGUAAACAAAAUCAGCUGUUAAUUAAAAAAUUAUGAUGGAAAGACCACUGCUAAAAAGAAAAAGAGGAAAGAACUUCACUCCCCCAGAAGAGGAUGCAUUAGUGGAGUUGGUGGAUGAACAACGACAUAUUCUGGAGAAUAAAAGAUUCGAUGCUGUCACAUGGCACCAGAAGGAGGAGGCCUGGGAAAAGUUGGCGGAUUGUUUCACAGCUAGGAUUGGGACUAAUCGAGAGUGGAGGACUUUACGGGAUAAGUUCGAAAGCCCGAAACGAAAGUCCAAGGCAGAAAUGGCAACCGAGAGCGUUAUCGGACAGGUGGCGGUUCGGCUGCUGUAGAAAGUAGCAGCAUGGUAACGCAAAAAGUUGCUGCUAUUUUGGGGGAGUCGGCCACUGGAUUGAAAAAUACCUUUGAUGCGCUGCCGAAGACCUUCAUUGAUGAUACAUGGCACUAGUGGAACACACCUGUGUUACAGCGGCACUUGCAAAACUCUUUAUACUAGCGAUACAGUGGCACUGGCAAAACUGUUGGCACUAGCUACGCGCCAAAAUACACUGCAUUCUCUUACGAGUAAAUAUGAAUGUUUUCAAAAUAAAUGUUUUUCA